Molecule: messenger RNA, 571 nt
Organism: Pieris napi
Lineage: Eukaryota; Metazoa; Arthropoda; Insecta; Lepidoptera; Pieridae
Product: BPTI/Kunitz domain-containing protein-like
Exons: 5
Coding region: 1-555 (184 amino acids)
Molecular function (GO): serine-type endopeptidase inhibitor activity
Source: RefSeq, a predicted model, not a curated record
AUGGGAUAUUGCCGUAAAAAACAUAAAAGGCAACAUACCCGUAAAAUUACAACUACAAGAGACCCUAAUGUUAAAAGACUAUGUAUACAAUUUAAUCAAACACUAAAGGCCAGGCACAAAACUUGUUUCCUACGACCUGACAUUGGGCCCUGUCGUGCAGAUAUAAUACAAUGGUACUAUGAUGUCAGACAGAGUAAAUGUUACCGGUUCUUCUGGGGAGGAUGCCAGGGCAAUGGAAAUAGGUUUGACACAAAGAAAGAUUGCCAUGAUUACUGCUAUUUAGAUGUCCAUAAUGCUACACUUAAAAUACCAUACUUUUGUUCACUGACAUUUGACUAUGGUAGCUGUUUUGGGUAUUAUAAUCGUUGGGCAUGGGACACACUUUCUAAAACCUGCAGACAGCAUCUCUACUCAGGCUGUGGAGGUAAUCAAAACAACUUUCACUCAUAUGGAGAAUGUAUUGGAACUUGCCUUAUUCCUCCCAACAAUACAUUAAGUCGUGCUCAUGCCUUCACUACUUGUAUACCAGCUAUAAAUAUUCCCGAAGUGCAAUAAAUAAAUAAAUAAAAUA